Molecule: messenger RNA, 2217 nt
Organism: Closterium sp. NIES-67
Lineage: Eukaryota; Viridiplantae; Streptophyta; Zygnematophyceae; Desmidiales; Closteriaceae
Source: the annotation of a GenBank genome assembly
CAACAAUGGAAAGCAGAUUUCUUCAGUCAUGGUCUGCACACAGGGGUACGAGCAGAAAGAACGGAGGGAGGAAGAGCGAAGGGAGGAAGAACGGAGGGAGGAAGAGCGAAGGGAGGAAGAACGGAGGGAGGAAGAGCGGAGGGAGGAAGAACGGAGGGAGGAAGAACGGAGGGAGUAAGAACAGAGGGAGUAUGAAAAGAGGGAGGAAGAACACAGGGAGAAAGAGCGGAGGGAGGAAGAAGAACAGAGGGAGGAAGAACAGAGGGAGGGAGAACAGAGGGAGAAAGAGCGGAGGGAGGAAGAACAGAGGGAGGAAGAAUAGAGGGAGGAAGAACAGAGGGAGUAAGAACAGAGGGAGUAAGACCAGAGGGAGUAAGAACAGAAGGAUGAAGAACAGAGGGAGGAAGAACAGAGGGAGGAAGAACAGAGGGAGCAAGAACAGAGGGAGCAAGAACAGAGGGAGAAAAGAACAGAGGGAGACACAGGGAGUGAGAACAGGGGGAGUAAGAACAGAUGGAGGAAGAACAGAGGGAGGAAGAACAGAGGGAGGAAGAACAGAGGGAGUAAGAACAGAGGGAGCAACAACAGAGGGAGGAAGAACAGAGGGAGCAAGAACAGAGGGAGUAAGAACAGAGGGAGUAAGAACAGAGGGAGGAAGAACAGAGGGAGGAAGAACAGAGGAAGUAAGAACAGAGGGAGUGAGAACAGAGAGAGUAGGAACAAAGGGAGGAAGAAAAGAGGGAGGAAGCACAGAGGGAGAAAGAGCGGAGGGAGGAGGAACAGAGGGAGGAAGAACAGAGGGAGUAAGAACAGAGGGAGUAAGAACAGAGCGAGGAAGAACUGAAGGAGGAAGAACAGAGGGAGUAAGAACAGAGGGAGGAAGAAAAGAGGGAGGAAGAACAGAGGGAGAAAGAGCGGAGGGAGGAAGAAGAACAGAGGGAGGACGAACAGAGAAGAACAGAGGCAGGAAGAACAGAGGGAGUAAGAACAGAGGGAGGAAGAACAGAGGGAGUAAGAACAGAGGGAGGAAGAACAGAGGGAGUAAGAACAUAGGGAGGAAGAACAGAGGGAGGAAGAACAGAGGGAGUAAGAACAGAGGGAGUGAGAACAGAGAGAGUAGGAACAAAGGGAGGAAGAACAGAGGGAGGAAGCACAGAGGGAGAAAGAGCGGAGGGAGGAGGAACAGAGGGAGGAAGAACAGAGGGAGUAAGAACAGAGGGAGUAAGAACCGAGGGAGGAAGAACAGAAGGAGGAAGAACAGAGGGAGUAAGAACAGAGGGAGGAAGAAAAGAGGGAGGAAGAACAGAGGGAGAAAAAGCGGAGGGAGGAAGAAGAACAGAGGGAGGAAGAACAGAGCGAGGAAGCACAGAGGGAAAAAGAGCGGAGGGAGGAGGAACAGAGGGAGGAAGAACAGAGGGAGUAAGAACAGAGGGAGUAAGAACAGAGGGAGUAAGAACAGAGGGAGGAAGAACAGAAGGAGGAAGAACAGAGGGAGUAAGAACAGAGGGAGGAAGAAAAGAGGGAGAAAGAAUAGAGGGAGAAAGAGCGGAGGGAGGAAGAAGAACAGAGGGAGGAAGAACAGAGGGAGAAAGAGCGGAGGGAGUAAGAACAGAGGGAGUAAGAACAGAGGGAGGAAGAACAGAGGGAGGAAGAACAGAGGGGGAAAGAGCGGAGGGAUGAAGAACAGAGGGAGGAAGAACAGAGGGGGUAAGAACAGAGGGAGUAAGAACAUAGGGAGUAGGAACAGAGGGAGGAAGAACAGAGGGAGGAAGAACAGGAGGAAGCACAGAGGGAGAAAGUGCGGAGGGAGGAGGAACAGAGGGAGGAAGAACAGAGGGAGUAAGAACAGAGGGAGUAAGAACAGAGGGAGUAAGAACAGAGGGAGUACGAAAAGAGGGAGGAAGAACAGAGGGAGGAAGAACAGAGGGAGGAAGCACAGAGGGAGAAAGAGCGGAGGGAGGAGGAACAGAGGGAGGAAGAACAGAGGGAGUAAGAACAGAGGGAGUAAGAACAGAGGGAGUAAGAACAGAGGGAGUAAGAACAGAGGGAGUAAGAACAGAGGGAGUAAGAACAGAGGGAGUAAGAACAGAGGGAGGAAGAAAAGAGGGAGGAAGAACAGAGGGAGAAAGAGCGGAGGGAGGAAGAAAAACAGAGGGAGGAAGAACAGAGGAAGGGAGAAAGAGCGGAGGGAGUAAGAACAGAGGGAGUAAGAACGGA